AUGUCACUGCCACAGCCCCUUCCACGUGUUCCAAGCACGGACGAAAUUGUUCCAAUCAUGCAACGUAUAAUAGAAAAGCAAAAUUCCAUCCGGAACCUUAUCCUCCAAACUACCACCCCAGAUACUGCAACAUUCAGCAACGUUAUGCUUCCUUUGGCUCAAGUGGAGAAUGAAGUUCAAGGCGAGCACGGCAUGAUUGAAAUGCUCCAGUAUGGAUCUCCAUCUCUCACAACUCAAGGCGCAUUCGACGAGGCCCGGAAGAUGUACCUGGAAGCAUCGGGACUGUGGACUGCCGAUGUAUCUUUCUUUAAACUUCUCCAGGCGGCGAAGGAAGAGCCAGGAUUUGAUUCAUUGGACAAAGAGUCGCAACACUUGCUGGAAAAAGAGCUGUUGUGCUAUAAGCAUGCUGGACACGGUAUCUUGAGUGAUACGCAGUUAGAGGGGUACCGAACAGUGAGAGUGGAAAUUGAGGGUCUAAAAAGGGCAUUUCAGCAAAACCUGGCUCGAGAGGCUGGAGGCGUUAAUUUCACCGUCGAGGAGCUAGAUGGGGUGCCACGUGAGGAGUUAGCAAAAUGGAAAGAGGAGAUUCCAGGGGCAGGAGUUUUCUUUAUUCCAUUUGUCAACGGAGGAACUCGAGCUGUGCUGACAUAUGCUCGUUGUCCGGAGACUCGAAGGAGAAUGUUUCUCGCAAACAAUCGGAAGCUGAAGGAGAACCAACCGCUAUUUGAAGAAAUAAUCAAGCUUCGUUCUCAACAAGCGCGAUUACUGAACUAUUCGACGCAUGCGGACUUCAGGAUCGAGACACGGAUGGCAAAGUCUGUGGAAUGGGUGAAGGAAUUCCUGAAUGACUUACAGAUGUCACUUGUUCGUUAUGGUCGCGAGGAGAUUGCAGUGUUGCAAGAUCGACGAAUGAAGGAUUUGCGAACGAGUGAGCACUAUAUACACAGACUGGAAAAGGGAUUUCCUCCAUGGGACGAACAGUACUACAAGCGUCUCGUGCAAGAAGAGUUUGAAGUUGACCAGCACAAGGUCUCCGAGUUUUUUCCCUUGGAGCAAACUGCAAUUGGCAUGCUGGGGAUUUUCACCUCUUUGCUUGGACUUCGAUUUGAUCCUAUCCCGACAGAUAUCUUGACUGGGGAUCUCAUCUGGCAUGAUACCGUGCAAGGCUUCUCUGUGUGGGAUAUGAGCGAUAAUGGGUUCAUCGGAUACCUCUACUUUGACUUGUUGUGGAGGGAGAAUAAGUAUCGUGGCAAUCAAUGCGUCAAUAUCCAAUGUGGCUAUCAGCGGCCGGAUGGAACACGGCAAUUCCCGUCGACUAUUCUCAUGUGCUCAUUUCCAACUCAAACCGCGACUAGUUGUGCAUUGCUCAAACAUCAUCAAGUUGUCACUCUUUUUCACGGCAAGUCAAUAGUCCAGUUGGGUCAUGGGAUCCAUGAUCUCCUAGCAAGGACCAAUUACACACAUUUCCAUGGAUACAGAUUACCCCCGGACUUUGGUGAGAUGCCAAGCACCCUACUUGAGAAUUGGUGUUGGAUGGAAGAUGUUCUCCACCAACUCAGCUGCCAUUACACCACCCUUGAUGCAAACUAUCUCAAGGGAUGGCGAGAGCAACACCCUGGCGAGCCGGACCCACCAAAGAAACCCCCGCAUGGCUUGAUCGAGAAUCUCGUGAAACAUCGAUAUUCUCACAAGGGGCUUUACUAUUUACACCAACUGUCAGUUUCGAUAUUUGAUUUACAGAUUCACUCUGUAAAGACCGAUGAGGAUAUUGCCAACCUCAAUAUCCAGACUCUGUGGUAUGAUCUCCGUGAGGAGAUAGAAGGGAUGGAUUUUUCGGAUUGCAGAGAUGGGUUUGAGUUUGCGUCAUUCAGUCAUCUCACAGCUGGUUAUGAUGUGUGCUACUAUGCUUACUCAUGUUGCAACGCCAUGGCCCAGGAUGUGUUUCUCUCUAAAUUUGCGGAUGACCCACAUAAUAAAGCCAACUGGGAAAAGUAUCGACGUGGUAUUUUGGAGUAUGGUGGAAGCCAGAAGGAUCUAUUGGGGAUGUUAGAGGCUUUCCUCGGGCGUCCGGUAAACAUGAAUGCGCUUGGCGAAAGGUUAUCACGGGCGAAGAAUCAGAUUUAG
Molecule: messenger RNA, 2124 nt
Organism: Penicillium odoratum
Lineage: Eukaryota; Fungi; Ascomycota; Eurotiomycetes; Eurotiales; Aspergillaceae
Product: M3 family metallopeptidase
Exons: 5
Coding region: 1-2124 (707 amino acids)
Biological process (GO): peptide metabolic process; proteolysis
Cellular component (GO): mitochondrial intermembrane space
Molecular function (GO): metalloendopeptidase activity
Source: RefSeq, a predicted model, not a curated record